AUGACGAGGCUUCAUUCACCGACUCUGCUUCAUAUUGCUUUGAUUAUCCAGGUAGCAAUCUAUGGUACGUUUGAUCUUCGUACAGAACUUUAAACAAUAUUACCUCAGCUAUUUUGCUUUUUUAAAUCCCUUAUUUAAAUUAAUUGUUUUUUAAAUAAAAUUUCACAAUUCAGUUUUAUGAAAAAUUCCGACAUGCAGUUGCAAUAGUUUUACUACAAUGACAUGUCACGAGCAUUACCAAGCACAAAAGAAUGAGUUCGAUUAAUCGCAAUUCUACUUUCAGCUCGCACAGAAGAACCCCCUAUGUACAAAAUAUGCAAAGGUGAAAAUAUUGAAUGCACUUCAGUGAUCUACGGUGCGGAAGACGCCAGUAAGGGCUCAAACUGUCGUGAGAAAUGCAGAGAACAAAGCGGUAUGCACUUGAUUGGCAAACGAAUAUGCUCUACUCCAAUUUCACCAUCGAACGGAUCGCUUCUCUGUUUACGCUUGCCCGACAUUAAUUUCUUUCCCUCUCUCUCUCUCUCUCUCCAGGAGACCUAACUCAGAAAACGACAGCCUACUUCUGUGAAGGGUCCGACAAGCCCUGCACCGCGUACGACGUCUUUGGACGAAAGGGCUACAGCAAAAACUACGACAGACAUGUGAUGUGUGUUCAGGCGUGCCAGUUGGUUGAAAGGAGUAAGUUCUACUGCCCCGUUUUUCAUCCAUUCAUGCGAUGCCGUCCUGUUAUAAUUUCAAAUGUAACCCUAUGUUGUCCGUCAUCAUCUGAGGAGGAUCUGCUUUUAGCGAACAGCAUCUUCCUGUGUCUGAUAUGGAAGUCAUAAUUCGGUUUUAGUUGAAAACAGUCCCGCGACGUCCUUCCAAGUGUGCAGGGAUGUUCGUAAUAAGUGCCUACAGAUUGAAAGGAGGGAGGGAACAUUCGAUGCCUACAGAAGCUGCACUUCUAAGUGCAAUGGUUGGACGACACGUAAGUCACAACAUAACUGCCUACAUUGUUGUUGUCUGCCAUUGUGUUUAAUGCAUUUGCUCUUUUAGUCAUCGCGCUCUCAUGGCCUGCUUUUUAUUUUAGUGGCAAGCAAGAAUGAACACACAGCAUACAUCUGUUCCGAAGGCGGCGACUGUCAAAAUGUGACAUACUUCACCACGCCGGGAGGAACAGCCUUUCGUCGUCUAAAAGAUUGUUUGGAGACUUGCAUGACAGGUGAUGUUUGGAAUGUAUUCUAUACAGGCAUGCGCAGUAACUAGAGGUCGGCAUAAGAAAACAAUGAUUAAAGCUAGGUCAAGCAGUUCCCUGAUGUCCGCCUGUAGUUAUAUCGGACGUGUGUUUUCCGGGGAAUCAAUGAGGACAAAAUAAAUUUCAUCAAUGUGUUAAAAUAGUGAAUACAUGUUUUAGGCAAUUCAUCCUCAGCUUACUGACUCUCUGCCUUCCGUGUAUGCAUUUGACCCCAAUGAUUAUUGCACGCUAGCUUAAGACCAUGAUGACAGGAGUGUGCAUUGACUUGUUUAGUUGUCAAUGAUAUUGAAGUAAAUCCUCCAAAACAGAAUUUUAUGGGCUUAGUCCGCAAGUUCAUAUGAAUAUUUCAGCUGAAAUUCAUCGACUGCUGCGGCAUAACUUCAUACAUUGCCAACAGGCAGGCUGCAGCAUACAAUGGUGUGAUUAUUUGCAAUAUUGACAACAUACAGUAGGCGGGCUAACUCGUGAAAUGUCAACCGAAAUUCCGAAAUGCGUUUUCGUUUUGAGAAGAUUGAUUGAGUAGGGUCGUAAAACUAGUCAACCUGCAACAAAAUUCUUUAAUAUUUCGGUUGCCUCGGAAUGCUGGCUUGCGAAUGAACUUCCUUCCAGUUGCAUGCAAAAACUAGACUACGCAAAAAAUGACUACUUAAAUAGCAUAAAUUCACAUUCAUUUGUUUUGCUCAUUUGACAGAACAUUACGUGUUCUUGUAAUUUUUUACUCGAAGGAGGGACAUAAUCCGGUUUUAAAAGUUUCUACUUUUGGGACUGUUAAAUCCCGUGAAAGGGUCGUUCAUAAAUUGUAAUACCAUUGCAUUUACCAAUGUGGAUUGUAAAGUUAACAAUAAGGAUCAAAUCCGUCGCUUAAUUUUAUCACCACUCUAUGGUCCCCUUUGAGUACCGUAAAGAAAUGUAUGGUUUUCCGUACGCGGAAAAUAUAUGCCUUGUAGAGCGGAAACCCUGAACCUAAGUGUGACGGUAGAGCGGCUUCAAAAUUAUUCGGGAAUUGGAAAACUUUUUUAUUGUGCCUGUAAUAAACAACGCUGUGCGGUUGCUGGCUGGCAUAACACAUGAAUAAAUGAAGGCAUCUUUUUGCUCCUGUUCUGUGAAAGCAAUGUGGAAGAUCCCUGCAACUUACGUAUUCGUUUUGUUGAAUGUGGAGUUUACGAGAGGUCACGAAAAGUGAAUUCAACAUCAAUAUCGCGACGACUCAGAAAUUUUUUGAAAUUAAGUCCCUUGAUAAAUAUUAAUACCGCUUACCUGGAUAAUCCUCCCUAAUCAAAAUGCAUUUUUGAAUUUUGGCUAAUAUUUCAUGAGAUCGGUAACUAAAGGUGGAUAUAUAUGUAGAUCAGAGGUAGUAUGCAUUGCUGGUUGAUAUAAUGAGAGAUGGAGAAGGUUUUUAUAUAUGUAAGCGCUCAAAGUUCGCGUUGUGAAAACCGUUCAUCUGUAGUUUCUCUCUUGGGCCCCACGGGCAGCCGCCCAUAGGCGACUACUAUAAGCAGGAUGACAAUGACGACAAAGAAAACGGAGACUAAAAUGGCCACUUCUGGUUUAUAAGCCGUGGUCAGCAAGUCAUAACCAACUGGUCGAGCGAUCGAGCAACGUAGGUUGCCUUUUUCGGUGUUGGUUGGGAUAGAGAGAGACCCCUAAGGCACAACGAAACGAGUGAGUCCCAUAACGUGAGUCGUGAGCGGUAUUCUAUGAGCACGCUCAGUAACCUGAUCGAUGAGCGCCCAUCUAACUUCCACACAUAUAUAUAUAUAUAUAUAUAUAUAUAUCAACAUGAGUGAAGAUUCGAGAUCCAGAUAGAUUAUCCCGUUCAUCAUCCCCAAAGGAAGACGAAGAAGAAAAAGAGGCGAUGCCAUAUAUAUAUAAAUCAGGUGAGCGCCCACUAUCAUAAUAUAUAUAUAUAUAUAUAUAUAAACGUGAAGCAAAGCGCCAUUAAGUAAGAGCUGGAACAGUGCAGUUGAACAAGGACAAUGGGCUUUUAUUCGCCGGUCAGGCACCGAGCAUUUUUUUCACCCUGACCGUCAUCUCCUCAUGGUUCGAUCUUCGUACAUAAUUCAUAGCAUCAGGCAUUCGGUCGUUAAGUUGUAAAAAAUAUAUAGCUUCAGGUAGUAAAACUCGCAAGCACUUACCCAACUGCUUCAUCAAUUGUUCUCCAGCAAACACACAAGAAAAAUCGACCUACGAAAUAUGCAGAGGCGAACAUACAGACUGCACAUCUGUGCUCUACAGCUCUGGAGAUGCAAGCAAGGGCUCAAGCUGUCGCAAGGGGUGUGCUGAACAACAAGGUCAGCAUUUCAUUAAAAUGCAUGGGCCUACGAACGUUUUGUUAAUCUGCUGCUCUCCGCCUGGCAAAACAUACGGCAUAAACCUCAAGCACUAUUUUUCCUCCAGGUGACCUAACCGAAAAAACGACAGCCUACUUUUGUGAAGGGUCCGACAAGCCGUGCACUGCGUACGACGUAUUUGGACGAAAGGGCUACGGCAAAAACUACGACAGACAUGUGAUGUGCGUUCAGGGGUGCCAGCUGGUCGAAAGGGGUAGGUCUCCCUGCCGAUCUUCACGAAUUCGUGCAAUGUCGUACCCUUAUAGCCUCGACUGUUACUCUAUGCUGACUGACAUCAUUUGAUGCUUUUUGGGAAGAAUUUAACUGCAUGCCUGACGCCAUGAUUUCUUUUUUAUUUUAGUGGAAAACAGCGCUGACACGUCCUUCCAAGUGUGCAGAGAUGUUCGCAAGAAAUGUCUUCAGAUUAAUAAGAGGGAGGGAACAUUUUCUGACUACAGGAAGUGUGUUUCCGUAUGCAAUGGCUGGGAAAAACGUGAGCCGGGAUAUUUUUAUCUUUGUUGUUUUAAUAUAUAUAUAUAUAUAUAUAUAUAGCAGCGAGGAGCGACGACAGAGAAUGCGGGUAGAUUGAUACAGCACUGUUUCGGGCUUAUUCUGCCUUCAUUCAGCCAAUCAUAACCCUGACCACCAGCAGCUGAGACCAGAAACACAAACAUGCGCACAGACGCACCUGGCGCAGUCGGUCCACCACUGAGGCCUACCAGAUGGGUCAUAAGCACUUCAUCGAACCGAAGUUCAUCAGUGCCUCGCCACCUGUCGCUCCUCGCUGUUAUUAUGACUUGGCCGACUUCGGCCUGGUAAUUGGUUGCCUGUUCGUGACCUUUGCCACACAUACGGAGCUUGUUUGCUUUGUGAAGCCAAUAGAUCGGUGUGCGCCCAUUCCUGAUUGAUAUAUAUAUAUAUAUAUAUUGGAAGAUGUGCAUUCCAAGAAACAUAAUUCGAAGACGAAUGAAUCCUUUGGGGGAACGAACAACUUUUAUUUCGUAAAUUUUCGUGUCUGUUUCCCUAGUUCGUCCUUAGACCUGUAGUAGGUGUAAAGAAACAGUCAAAAUUCAAACAUGCCCAAAAAUCGCCAAAAUCUACGGACUACCGAAAGUCCACAAACCCGACGUACCAUUGCGACCGAUAGUAUCAUUAAUCGGUUCACCAUAUUACAGGAUUUCUAAAUGGCUAUUCCAUAAACUUCUUCCCUUCACAAAUGAUUGUGAGAAUUCACGCCGAGCAUUUCACAGUUAAGUCAAUAUGAAUCGUUCAAAUUCUGCUAAAAUAUCUAACAUUUGAAAGAGGUAUAUAUUUAAUUAGCUAUUUAUUCAUCAAGAGAUUACGUUUACAUAGAGAAAACGAAAGUCACUUUUAUUAAAGAGUAGUUCUUUUUCUAAUGUGUGAGUAUUUUCAUUUCAUUUACAACCGUCCAUUGUUAAUCCGGAGCUGCGUUUCAUUUUUUCCGGUCACCUAAAAUUGUAGUAAGCAAAUAAACGGGGGCGCCUAGCUCUAACACAGUAGUGAAGAACAUACGUGUAUACUGGCUAGAUUUUGGGGUAAACUACUGCCGUUUGAAAUGCGGGACAUCUAGUAUCAUCGCUCCCUUUUGCACUGCCAAGUCUGUUUUCUAGAAGAUGUGUAUGCUAAAUCAAAUUGCCUCUGGCUUCCUGUUCUAACGCCACAGAGGGAAAGAUGCGUGAGUGAGAGGGUAGUUUGGUAGGUGAAUUUCUUGGCAUGUUUUAGCUUACGUAAACACCGCAAACGUAAGACGUCGUGGUCGUGCUUAGUCGCGGGCUUGUGUGAAUAAACGUGGAAUGUGUAGGCUUACGCGUGGUCUCUACCAUGUUGACUGUUUUGUGAAGAAGGCAGCUAUAAUUCUUCUCACGCCCUAGCUCGCCUCGACGCAGCAAUCUUGGAUCCUCAGGAGCUAAGAAGUUGCUGAUUGUUUUGUUCCCAGACGUUGUUUUCUUGAAUAGUCAUUUCGCGCGUUUCUCAGCUGGCAAAAUGGGAAAAACGGAAUUGAUGGCGAAAUGGAAAAAACCAUCGGCAACUCCUUAGCUCCUGAGGACCCAAGAUUGCCACGUCGAUGCGAUCUAGGACGUGAGAAGAAUUAUAGCUGCCUUCUUCACAAAGCAGUCAACAUGGUAGAGACCACGCGUAAGCCUACACAUUCCACGUUUAUUCACACAAGCCCGCGACUAAGCACGACCACGACGUCGCACGUUUGCGGUGUUUACGUAAGCCAAAACAUGCCAAGAAAUCCACCUACAAAACUACCCUAUCACUUACUCCCCUUCUUCUCCGCAGCGUUAAACCAGCACGCAAGAAUUGAUUUGCCAUCGCAUACUCAUCUUCUAGAAAACAGACUUGGCAGUGCAAAUGGUAGCAAUGGUACCAGAUUUCCCGCAUUAAAAACAGCAGUAUUUUACCCUGCAAUCUAACCAGCGUACACGUAUGUUCUUCACUACUGUGUUAGAGCUAGGCGGCACCGUUUAUUUACUAACUACACUUUUGGUGACUUGAAAAAAUUUAAAACGCAGCUCCGGAUUAUUAAUGGAUGAUACUAAAUAAAUUGGAAACUAUUUAGAAAAACGAAUAUUUUUAAUAAAGUCAACACUCGUUUUCGCAAAGUAAACGUAAAUACUUGAUGAACGAAUAGACGAUGCCAUAUAUAACUCUUUCAAAUGUGCGGCAUUUUCCGUUUCGUAACUCAGGGAUUUAUAUUGUAUGCAUAGACAAAUCCAGCCCAUGUCUGAUAUAAGUAUAGAAAACGGCUUAACAACAAGUUACCAGGUUGACUGUUCGUGAACAUUGCCACCCAUACGGAGCGUGUUUGCUUUAUGAAGCCAAUAGAUCGGUGUGCGCCCACUCCUGAUUGAAUAAGUACCCGAGGUGCUGCGACAGACAGUGACAAAUGGUAAGGCAACGAUGACCUUCAUUUCGAUGUAGUGCUUAUGACUCAUCUGGUAGACUCCAGUGGUGCACCAACUGCGCAGUGUGCGUCUGUACGCAUGUUUGUACUUCUGGUCCCAGCUGCUGGUCAAGGUUAUGAUUGGCCAAAUUAAGGCAGAAUGAGCCCGAAACAGCACCUGAAAUACCCGUAUUCUCUGCCAUCCCUGCGUGCUGAUAUACAUGUAUAUAUGCAGACAAGGGGAUACCAACAAAGACAAAGGAGACCGGAAUGACCAUUUCCGGCUUAUUUGCGCCAUCAGCCAGUCAUACCCAACCCCGAGUGUGGAUCACUUGAGAUCCGAACCCAUGAUCUUUGGUCAUUGAGUUUGACGCUCUACUAUUGAGCCACGGGCCCGUUGUCCUGUCGGUUGUGAUCGGGAAUAUCAAUUAUGACAGAUGGGCGCUCACCGAUCAGGUUACAGGACAUGUUCGUUCUGUUGUGCCUUGGGGCUCAUACUUAAACCCUCGCAGGCAGUCGCACAGCGACUAGUGAUGUAUGCAGAUAAGGUGCGACUGCCCCAAGGCACAACAGAUCGAGCAUGUUUUGUAAACUGAUCGUUAAGCGCUCAUCUGUCAUAUAUAUGUUUAAUUUGAUGCUAUUUUCCGCUUUGUUCGAACAUGCUGCUGCUUUUAGUGUUUUCGUUUUACGUCUAGUCUUUUGGUUUUAGUGGUAAGCAAGAAUGAGCACACAGCAUACAUAUGUCCCGAAAGCGCUGAUUGUCAGGCAGUGACAUACUUCACUACGCCGGGCGGAACAGCCUUUAGACGUCUGAAGGAUUGUUUGGAGGUUUGCAUGAUGGUUGAUGUUUCGACAGUGCCCUCUGCUUACGACAACAUGGCUGAGGUUUAUUAG
Spirometra erinaceieuropaei is the source of this 7369-nucleotide messenger RNA. The record is from the annotation of a GenBank genome assembly. NCBI's taxonomy places the organism in Eukaryota, Metazoa, Platyhelminthes, Cestoda, Diphyllobothriidea, Diphyllobothriidae.